AUGGCACCAGACAGGGGAGACGCAAGACCGACGGCGACUUCGUCAAGAGCAUGGAAUGCACUCACUCCUUCUCUGUCGGACUGGAUUCUCGACGCCACUACAAGCAUGGGAUUCACCAAGAUGACCCCAGUACAAGCAUCAGCUAUCCCUCUUUUCAUGACCCAUAAGGAUGUGGUAGUUGAAGCUGUCACGGGAAGUGGUAAAACACUGGCGUUCCUCAUCCCAGUCGUCGAAAAACUCCUGCGACUGGAAGAACCCAUCAAGAGACACCACGUUGGAGCAAUCAUCGUUUCUCCUACUCGCGAGCUGGCCAGUCAGAUCUACAACGUCCUAAUCUCGCUUCUCAGGUUUCACAGCCCUUCCGCUGCUCUUCUGGGACAUUCAGAAGAUUCGGAAUCAGAGGAUAGUGAGCCGAAAAGUCGGGCACAGAGCUCUUCUGCCCUGAAGGUAAUCCCUCAGCUACUGCUUGGCGGCUCAACUACCUCAGCACAAGACCUGAGCUUGUUUCUUAAAAAUUCACCAAAUCUACUUAUCUCCACACCUGGACGCCUGAUUGAGAUUCUGUCCUCUCCUUAUGUUCACUGUCCGCAAUCGUCAUUCGAAGUAUUAGUUCUUGACGAAGCAGACAGACUGCUAGAUCUAGGCUUCAAGGACGAUCUUCGAAAGAUAUUGACACGUCUACCCAAGCAACGGCGGACCGGACUUUUCAGUGCAAGCGUCAGCGAAGCCGUCGAUCAAAUAAUUCGCGUUGGUCUUCGCAAUCCGGUUAGAAUUGCGGUCAAAGUCAAGGGUGCUAAUGGAGCUUUGGACAAACGCACACCAGCCAGCCUACUAAUGAGAUAUCUUAUUACCAGCCCCAGUAAUAAAUUCUUAGCGCUGAAGAGUGUUCUUCUUCGCAUGACUCCUUCUCCAUCGAAAGUAAUCGUCUAUCUUUCUACAUGUGCAGCUGUGGAUUAUUGGCAACACCUUCUCCCCUCCACAGUGCUACCAGAUGGCAUGGUACUGGUGCCAUUACAUGGAAAGCAUCCUGCAAAUGUCCGAGAGAAGAAUUUUAUCCGUUUCGCCAAUGCGGCGUGUCCAGCUUUACUCCUUACCACCGAUGUUGCUGCAAGGGGCCUUGACAUUCCCCAGGUCGACCUGGUCGUUCAGAUAGAUCCGCCAUUAGACCCUAAAGUAUUCCUACAUCGCUGUGGUCGUGCUGGGCGAGCUGGUCGGAAAGGACUGAGUGUGAUAUUCCUUCAACCUGGAAGGGAGGAAGACUAUAUCUCGUUUCUCGAGGUUCGCAAGACUCCUGUAGAGAAACUGACCCAACCUGAUACCAGCAUGCAGCCGGAAGAAUCCGCACAAAUGGCUUCCUCGUUGCGCAAGCUGGUCUUGAAGGAUAGGGCACUUCAUGACAAAGCCCAGAAGGCCUUCGUGAGUUGGGUACGCAGCUACAGCAAGCACCAAGCGUCCUCCAUCUUUCAGGUGUCAGAUCUUGAUUGGGGGAAUUUGGCACAGGGCUGGGGACUGCUCAAGCUACCUAAAAUGCCUGAAUUGAAAGGGUGGGAUCGAAAGAACUACCAGGCUGUGGAGGUGGAUUGGGACAACUACUCUUACAAAGACAAGAAACGAGAACAACACCGUAAAGAAGCAUUGCUACAGGAAAGGUUAGGCGACCCACAACUCAAGGCAGCCGGAAAGCGCUUGAAGCGCAGUAGCAGUACUGCAUGGUCACAGAAUAUGGAACACAAAGCCGACAGAGAAGCACGUCGAGCCAAGAGGCAAGCCCGCCGUGAGCAGGGGCGAUUCGAGAAAUUGAGUCAAGAAGAAAAGAGUCAGAUUGCCGAAACCGAACAAAUGAUCGCCAAGGUCAAAAGGCAGACCGCAGCGAAAGCGUCUAUGGAUGAUACCUUCGAAGGGUUCGACUGA
Molecule: messenger RNA, 1911 nt
Organism: Endocarpon pusillum Z07020
Lineage: Eukaryota; Fungi; Ascomycota; Eurotiomycetes; Verrucariales; Verrucariaceae
Product: ATP-dependent rRNA helicase spb4
Exons: 1
Coding region: 1-1911 (636 amino acids)
Cellular component (GO): nucleolus
Molecular function (GO): nucleic acid binding; RNA helicase activity; ATP binding
Source: RefSeq, a predicted model, not a curated record